GUCUUGCUGUCUUGCGGUUGAGCAGAUCUGCUCGUCACUCUGUGCCGCCUUGUGUCUUCUGUUUGGUAACCAUCGCCAGUCACAUUCCUCGUCUCUCCUUGGUCCUGUUCCUUUUCUGUCCAUAAUCAGCCCCCGUGCCUUGUGUUCCACGUUGGCUUGGGUAGUCCGACGGGCGGUUCCCUCUUGUGCGCCCGCUGCUGUGCUUUGCUUCCUUGACUGUGGGGUUGUGUGCUGUGUCUGCCCGCCCAGCUGCGCCCAAAACUCGACCGUCUUCCUCUCUUCGCUCGCCAUCGCCGUCGCCUUCUUGCGCCUCCCCGCUUCCCUCCCGCCCCAGCUCGAGUAACGAACCCCUCCUGCCCGUCGCACAGCCUGCAACGUCUUGCUGGCCGCCCGAACCGUGCUGGCACUCAUCCCCUAAUCCUGGCCCGGUGUAACCACCCACGCCCGUCCUCUUGCCCCGACGCUGACGAGCCGUCGUGGCCUGCCUGCUUGUCCAGGGCUUGACAGCUUGACAAGCGAACCCGCCACAAAACCACCAAGAUAAUAAUUUGAACAAGAGCACAAAAAAGCGGUCGCCAGAACCCGGACGAAGGGGGAAAAUAAAAGAGAGGAGGCAACCAAAUUCCUUAUAAUAAGAAAGAAGAAACGAAGAAAAGUACGGCUAAAAAAAAGGGGCGACAAAAGUGAUCAAAAGAGACCAGUGACGGGGUGCCAGGCCGGCCCAAUGCGCUUUGUGGUAUCGUCCUGGGCACGGAUACUUUUUGCUGUCGUGUUGAGAGUUUCGCCGUGAGAAGAGCGCUCUUGUCUCCGCUCUCUCCUUCCUGCCUGCCGCCCACCGCCACCAGCCUCCAUCUCGGGUGUCCUGUUGGUUCUGGCAACCUGCGCGUGUCCUCUCUCGCCGCAUCAUUUAUCCGUUUAUUGUCUGCAAGGGAGAAUUGACUGCCUCUGCAACGGCCUGCGUCUGCCCCUUUCCCGCCCUCCACUCCAUCCGACGACUGCUCUGUCCGUCCAAACGCCCACCUCGGUUUCUGCCGCCGCACCGCACCUGCGCACAGCCAGCCGACUGCACCUUGGCUCCCCCGUCGCUCUUUCCGCCCCCAAUCUCAUUCACGCCAACCCACACAUCUCAAGGUCGCCUUGCCUGGGAGAAGCGGGCUGCACCACAGCUCCAGCGUCACCCCCCAAGACCCCCCAGCGAGCACCCGCCAAACGCCCGUCCCGCCAACCGCCGCCGCUUGGGCCAGCCAGGCAGGCGGAUUGACCCUCACUGCGCACCCAUGGACGAAAAUCACCGCCCCUCGGCUGCAAAACAACCGUCGGCGACGCCUAUCGACCCCAAGCCGGCCCGGCCAUUGUAUAGCAGCAAGCUUGGAGGCGACGGCAAGGCCAGGGCUCUGCAGCAGAACGUCAACAGCCCGAGUCCGACCACCAGACAAGCUCCCGUCGCGCAGCAGAAGGCCUGGGCCGCUGGCGCCAAGAACCCACUCACGGGUAGAUCGUCCCAGACUCCACCACAGAACAACUUCAACACUACCAGCAACACCAAGCAGCAGCCGCCCUCGGCCGCAACCCCGUCGCCCACAAACUCGCUCCGAGAGGGGCAACGAGUACGAAUCUCCCUCAACACCGGCGCCGAAUUCGAAGGCAUCUAUGCCAACAACCAGGCCGACCCCUCGACCUUUUUCCUGAGGAUGGUGCAGCAGCGAAGAAUCGCCGGCGACAUGGCAAACGGAGCGAACAAGCCGCAGAAUAUGACUAUCUCUAGAAAGGAUGUGGCAGAUGCCCGUCCUGUGGGUGGUAACGCAAACAAGAAUGACGCCAAGACUGCAAAUGGAAACCGUCCCGGCUUUCGUACCGAUAGCGCCAUCUCGAACACACGCCAGGGCGGCGAGCGCGCGCUCCAACCCUGGCAGCCCGACGGCGGAAGCGAUGUCAACAUGAGUCUCGAGUCAUCAUCGAAUGAUGGCCGUCCGUGGGACCAGUUCGCUGCAAACGAGCGUCUGUUUAACGUCAAGACCAACUACCAUGAGAACAUUUAUACCACCACCAUCGAUAAAAGCCACCCGCAGUACAAGGAGAGGUUAGCUGCUGCGGACAAGAAGGCUAGGGAGAUUGAGCGCAGUGCGCCAGCCACGGCACAUGUUGCCGAAGAGCGUGUUAUGGAUUUCGCCGGCGGAGAUGACAAAAAGGGUGACGAGGAGGACAAAUACAGUGGUGUUCGCCGCCAGGACGUGGCUGCUCUACAGAACCGGGAAAACAAGUACACGCCUCCCGCGAGGCGUGCCCCUGCCGCACAAGCAACUUCGUACGGCGCUCCGGUAGACCCUGCCAUCAUCUCUGCACAGCUCAAAGGCGGUCAGUCAAAGAAGGCACAGGCCAACAAGCAGGAGGAGAUCAAAGCUGCGCCUGCGCCUGCGCCCGCUGCCAAGCCCUCGACGCCUCAGGCUCAGCCCACAGAAGCGAAGACGGCCGAACCAAAGACUGAGCCCAAGGUCGAGCCGAAGCCCUCCGAGACCAAGCCUGUGGAGAAGACGACCGAUACAAAGACGGCAGCCUCGUUGCGCCCAUCUGCUGCCACAGGCAGAAACGUCUCGCCUCAGGGCAAGCCCGGUGCCGCCGCGCCGAGUGCCACUUCAACUGUCGAGCACGACGUCUUGAAGGAGUUUAAAAACUUUGCCAUUCAGCAGAGGGUCCAGGCUGAGAAGGUCCGCACCAGCAAGGCCAAGGCCGAUGCUCACGUCAAGCUUCAAGAGCUCAAGAAGUUUGCCAAUAGCUUCAAGCUCUCGACGCCUGUGCCUAGCGACCUCAUCUCCAUCAUUGCCAAGGACCCGGCCAAGCAGAAGGCGAUUCAGGAAAAGGCUUUGCAGAAUGCGGAAGAGGUCGCAAAGUCCAAGACGGCACCGAAGGAGGAGUCGGCGACCCCGGCUAAGGAGCCGGCCAAGGCGACCAAGGAGCAGCCCGCUGUCGGAAACACCUCGGCUCCCCACCCAGGCCCGGACAAUCGUGCCACAGCCAGGCCCGGUGGCCCGCAGCACGCGCCGUCGCCGGCGAAUCCGAACCAACGUCACCAAGGCGGCCGCCAGCCGUUCGCGCCCGGCUACGGCAACAACGGUCAAUUCCGCGGCGAUAGAUCCUCGGGCCAGUACGGCCCUGGCCAGGGCCGCGCCGUUGGAGGGACGCUUGGCGAGCGUCUCCGAAGAGUCGAGCAGGAGAGGCACGCGCGCCCGGUGAUGCACCCGGCCGACCAGCGCCAGCCUCCGACUGGCCCAGCCCACGGGAUGCCGCCGCCAUACGACCGCCGCAUGCAGGCUAUGCCGCAAGGCCCUGUUGCUCCCAAGCUCAACCCCAACAGCCACGAAUUCCGGCCAAACCCCUUCGCCACAACUUUCAACCCCAACAUGGCUGGCCCUAGCAACGGCUCGAGCCCGCGCCCCGAAGUGCAGGCACCACCUCCCAUUCCUGGUCAGCUGAUCCGUCGGAAGACCAAGGCCAUCGACGCCAAGAAGUGCUACAUCCUCUCACAUAUCCAGACUUUCACGCCGCCGCCCCAGGUUCGCAGCUGGGACGAGAACGAGGGCCUACGUCCGUCCUUCGACACGCUCCCGACCUGGCGCCAGCUCCAGGACGACGAGAAGAGCGACUCGACCAUGCACAUGACGUACUCUGAGUACCUCGAGAAGCUGCCCUACUCCAGCGGCAGCCUGGCCACCCCCAAUCCCCCGCACACCCAUCCGCAGAUGGCUCAUCAACAUCAGUUGCCCUUCCACCUGCAACACGGCGCUCAUAACCUGGCGCCUCGGCAGUCACCUCAUAUGCCGCCGAUGCAGAUGCACGGCGGCCAGCACGGCCACGUGCCCCAUGUGCCCUUCAACGGCGCCAACGACGAUCAUAACAGGAUGAUGCACUCCAACUCCGCACAGUCGUACGCCUCCCCCAGGAUAUCUCAGGUUCCCAUUGGAUACCCCCCUCCGACGAUGGGUUCUCCGGCGCAGCUCCCCUAUAACCAGGGGGUGAUGCCGCCCUUCAUGCCGGGCACUCCUCAAAUGAACAAUUUCCGUUCAUUCUCCAACAACCCCCAGUACAUGCCACAGCAGAACAGCCCAAUGACGGUGCCACUUCUGCCCUCUCAGUUCCUUCCGGCUCCGAACGGGCUUGUGGCCGGCGGCCCCCAGAUGUCAAUGUAUGCUGGGGCACAUCAGGGGUUCGUCCCUCAUGGCGGCGCCGCCCCGCCACAGCCGAUACCCGGAUCUACCGGCGGCUACCCCAGCCCUGGAAGGCCGGCUGCGCCCAUGAUGUCACAGCAGGGCUCCCAGCAGGGGCAGCCCAUGUACGGCGUCAGCCCCAACAUGCAGUUCCAGCAGCCUGUGUUCCCAUCGGGCCACCCUGGUCACAUGAACGCGAGAGGCGGCUACAACGGCGCCGGGCCACAGCAGUUUGGGACUAGCCCCCAACAGAUGCACAACUACGGGAACCAGCACCGCAAUAACAGCUACGGCGGCAAUAACCACAAGAACUUCCAAGGCCACGGCCAAGGGCCUCAGCAGGCCCUCCAGAUCCCAUCUGGUCCCCAGGGCCGCCAGGCGGACGGUCCGGAGGAGGCCAAAUGAAAGACCCUGCCUCCUCUAUCCAAGGUGUCGUGCAGGCCGAGAAGGGCCGAGCAUGGCGAUGACGCCGCGCCCUCCCAAAUCCACAUGCAUUUAUGUUGAGCAUCGAUUUGGAUGUCACAUGGCAAACUCGGCCCGGCAUGGCGCCGGGCCGUUCAGUGGCUUCGCGAAUCCAAGGAACAGAAGAGCGCAAAGGAUGGACUGAUCAACUUGCCACCAAAUAUGUGCCCUUCUGAGCUGCCCCCUCGUCAACUAAACGUCGCGUGGGAGAAUAUCUUUGUUUAACACAGAAAUGCUGCUCCCUGAGCAGGCAGACAUGCGCAGUGCCUCCCAGCAGAGACCUUCCCACGCCCCACCCGCUGAAUACAUUUGGAUGUCUGGAGGGCACGACCAGUGUUCUCUGUAUCUGAUAUUGACAUAUUCUUGGUCACUGUCAACAUUGGUAGCCCGGCUGACUUAUCAAACGCUUGUGGGAUGGGACCUGAGCCAGGGCCGCCUCGAGAGAAGUUGCUGGUGGCUCUCGGUUGUCUUCCCCUCAACUUCAAGGAUGCAGUAGGGGAAGGCGAGAUGGUUUCUGGUUGCUGUCAGGCGGGAAGGAGGGGGCCUCUCGAGGACGACGGGUG
Molecule: messenger RNA, 5227 nt
Organism: Gaeumannomyces tritici R3-111a-1
Lineage: Eukaryota; Fungi; Ascomycota; Sordariomycetes; Magnaporthales; Magnaporthaceae
Exons: 6
Coding region: 1278-4607 (1109 amino acids)
Biological process (GO): cytoplasmic stress granule assembly
Cellular component (GO): cytoplasmic stress granule
Molecular function (GO): RNA binding
Source: RefSeq, a predicted model, not a curated record